Anopheles funestus (African malaria mosquito) is the source of this 6447-nucleotide messenger RNA. It is a transcript of the gene Cep290, whose product is annotated as centrosomal protein cep290. The record is from RefSeq and is a predicted model, not a curated record. NCBI's taxonomy places the organism in Eukaryota, Metazoa, Arthropoda, Insecta, Diptera, Culicidae. The transcript is spliced from 11 exons. The coding region runs from base 1 to 6315 and encodes 2104 amino acids.
AUGGAUUGGAAGCAUCUUUUGUCGUUGUCACCGCAUAAUUUAGAUGACGUCCGCAAAGAUGGCGCAGCGCUGGAAAUCGCCAAUUUGUCCACCGACAUUAAGCUGGACAGCAAAAGUAGCAAGAAAUUGUUCCGUUUGGCACAAGUGGCGUUGCGUUUCCGGAAUGAACAGGUGAGACAGUUAAAACAGACGCUAGUGGAAGGUAAAGAUGAUUUCGGAAGUCAGGAGCGGCUGAAGGAAUGGAAAAGAACCAUCGAAAAGCUGGAGCUGGAACGCCACACCCUUCGAACGAAGCUGAAGGACGUGACGGAAGAGAACACCAAGCUGCAGGCAAAGCUUGCCGAAGGACUCCAUGUCGGCGGUGGCAGUGAGGGUGAAGAUUCGCCCGAUGCUUUGUCGGAGAUCGAAAGGCAGCAGGAGCUUUAUAACAAUAUCAGUAUGAAGAAUAAGCACAUCAAGCGGUUACUUCGCGAUAUUGAUGAUCUGGAAAAAAGAAACAGCUUUCAGGUCGAUACCAUCAAUGGGUUGCAAGUGAGCUUAAACGAUGCGACGCUUAACAUAACGGCCCUGACACAUCAGUUUGAAGAACUGCAAUUGCGUUCGAAAGACCAGCAAGAAUUGAACGGGAAGCUGAACGAAAAGCUUCAACUAAUGGAAGGCGAGCUAAUGAAUAUUUGUGACGAAAAGGAACACUUGCUGGAGGAGCUUAGUAAGACCAGUAAGCUACAUGCGGACCAGGUUGCCGAAUGGGAGGAUCAAUUUGAUCUGCGCGAGAAGCAGCUGAAUGAGUUACAGGAUCGGUACGAUGAUCUGUUGAGCCAGUUCCCGGGCAUAGAUAUAGAGGCUGAACGACGAGAGUACAAACUAAUGAUGGAACGGCUCGAGGAGAAGGAUGAAAUAAUUGUCGAUUUGGAGCAAAAGAUUUUGACGCUUUCGAAAGAAAUCCACCGUUCGACGGAAGUGAUGAACCGGAUCAGCGAGGAGAAAGAGCGAGCGGGACAGGAAAAGCAUCAGGAAAGCCAUUGCUGCCAAGAGUAUCGGAUGCAGCUGGAGAAGGUUAGUGGGCGGUGUCGCGAAAUGCAGGAUAUUCUGGCUGACGUUGAGGAGGAUAAUCGGUUGAAAUCACGCCAAGCUGUAGAAGCAAUAGAAGCACUAAGACGGUACGAAAAUGGUGAAGAAGGGCUGGCCACUGCACUGAAGAAAGUGAAUCGCUUGCAGGAGAGGGUAAAUUCCCGGGACAAACAAAUUCGUCAGCUGAUUGCGGAGAUCAAUCUGGCCAACGAGAUCGCUAUCGAAAAUAGUGUGCUACGAAAACGGUUAGGCAUAGAUGAUGAUGAAGUUGUCGCAACGAGUUCUAUACUGGCGAAACAGAAAAAGAUCUCUAAAGUGAAUGAGCGUUUAGCACUAAAGCUUCGUGCUUCGGAAGAGAUGCGAUUGCAGUUAAAGUUGGAAAAAAAUGACCUCAAAAAUGGCAAUCCGUUUUUCAGACGAAAGUUGGCUACAUUAGCGCAGGAUACAAAUAGAAAAGCAAAAGAAAAUAGCAACGAGCCGGUUGGUGAUAAACCAACACCAUCAUCUCCUUCUGGUCAUAGUAUGGCAGAAGAACACGGUAUAAUUUCCUCGAUCACUGACGUACAUGCUGUAAAGUUUUGUGAGAAAUGCUUGAAACAGUACAACGUGCAAGAUAGUAUGAAACACUGCAAGGCGUGCAUAUUUCGGCACAGCUUCAAUUACUGUGACAAGUGCGUUGGACAGUUGAAAAUGAAUUUUGACGAUGAAGGCACGAACGAUGCGGCACACACUAAUAGCAACGACGAUUCCAAUAACUAUCAUCGUAUCGUGGAGUUGGAAAAACAAUACCUUACGGUAAUGGAGGAGAACGAGAAUCUGCGUGAUGGAAUGCAUGAAAUUUUAGAAAAACUUCGUGAGUAUGAUGCAAUGUCGGAUCAGCUUACGAUCGAUAAGGAUACGUUAGAGAAGUUGCUAAACGUGCUUAGUGUGCGACCGAUGUCCGGCUGGCAUAGCGGUAUGCGAUUACCGAACGAUUUACUGGCAGCUCGAGAGCGGGAUAUGCUAUUGAAGGAACGUUUGACCAUAGUGGAUCCGGAUGCAAGUGGACGGAAAAGCAAGAGCGUCCAGUCGACGGAGAGUGUGAACGAUUCUGGUAAUGUUUGCAACGAGGAUGAUAAUUCGGAAUCCCUCGAUCGACUGGAACCGGAGCAGCUAGAUUUUAGUGAACAGGUUUUGCUGAAAGCGGUGGAAAUCGAUCGUCUGAUGGAAAAAAACGAACAGCUUCGAAAGGAAAAUGAGCGUCUGCUGGUGGUGCAGGACGAAUUGCACGUAACGCAAAAGCUGUACAACGAACUGCUACACAUUACCCGCGCUUCUGAGAGUGAAAAGGAUCGACUGCUUGUUCAAACGGUCGAUCGAUUAAAGGAUAUUGAAUCGGGCGUUUGUACGUUACAGCGAAAGGUGGAUUUCUUAAAAGCGGACAACGACAACCUGCACAACUCUUUGCGCCAGAUCAAGAGUGAACAUUUAAAUUUGCUGCACGAUCUACGGUUGGAACUGGCAAGGAAAAGUACCGAGCUGAAACAAACGCAAGCGAGUGAUACUAACAAGCAGGAUUCGUUCGACUCGAUCGAUAGCGAUCUGAUCGAGAAGUUGGAGAGCGAACUGGUGCGCAUGAAAUUUGAGGCGACAAAUAUUUAUAACAUAUUUUUGAAGAACAUGCAAGUGGUGGACAAGGAUCAAUUGCCCGACAUAGAUUAUAGCAAAUUAAACCAAUUGAGCAUAGUGGAUAACAAUUUGACGGUAGAGUUUAUUACCAAGGAAGAGUACAGGCGUAUGAAGGAUCGUUUGAAUGAGUUGGAGCGUGAAUUAAAUCGUGAACUGGUCAAAAAUGGUCAUCUAGAGGAGCUGUUAAAAGUGUCCAACGAUCAAAUCCGAUCGCAACAGUCCCUUAUUUCAAAGUAUUCAGAGGAAGAAGUAAGCCUUCGCCAUCUGGUUGUUGAUCUGCAAAGUGAAUCAAAUGAAAAGUAUUUAUUAGCUCGCGCAAACAAAGAACUAGAGCUCGUACGUGAGCAGGAAGAAAAUUUAAAACUGGAGAAUAACAAAAUGAAGCAAAAACUGUUGCAAAAAAUGGAAGAACAUGAUAACCUUAAGCAACGAUACGAGCAACAAGAACAAGAAAUUGGUACCCAACAGAAAGACAACAAGCUCAAGAUAAGGUAUUUGAAAAAAAGCUUGCAGCGCCUGACGACGAGUAACCACACCUAUCUACCGACGUUUGCAAUUCCGGAGUUCAUUAAGAUGUACACACAAGUAAUGGAAUUGCGUGAAAGUUUAGCAGAGCAGCAACGGAAACAACAGAAUCAAAUUCGGGAUGAAGAAUACGAGCGAAUAUUUGCGAAAUUAAAGGAAAAUAUAGAAGGGAAUCAUAUACAGGACAAAAUCAAUUUAAUUAAGUUCGAAAGUCAAAGUGAGUAUUUGACUAGACAGUUGAUACUAUGCCAGGAACAGGCCGAUCAGUUGCAGCGGGAAAAUAAACAGCUACGGUUGAAUGAAAUAGACAGCACGAGACACUGGGACACGCUCGAGCUGUUGUUUGGCGAAGAAGCAGCAGCCCAACGAUUGCGCAAGGAUCAGGAUAAAUACUUUGAUAAAGCGGUGCAAGUAGCUGUUGAAACAUCCUCCAAGUGUAUUAACACGAUUCCGAUAAUAGAUGAUACAUUUGGAGAAGCACCGCCAAGAAGAAGUUCAUCCGGUGAUACGAUAAACGAUUACGACGAUAGAAGUGAACGAAAUCAAACCAUAGCGGUAGACGAUGAACAGUCGGCCAAGCCUGUUCAAACCGUAGCCCAAAAAUCUCUCGAGUCUCAGCUUAAACAGGCAAUGAUGUUAGCUUCCACCAGAAGUGCGCUUCUGUUGGAAGCCGAAAGUCGACUCUCCGAGUGUCAGGGAAGAAUAAGGCUGCUGGAGAAAUCGCUGGAGGAGAAAGAUGGUUUGCUUAGGCAACAAACACAAUCACCAAGCGUUGCAAAGCAAGAUCACGUGGAAGACAGUAUUCUUAGUUCUACUAUAGGUUCGCUGCAGAAUCUGCUACUUGAAAAGGAUACAACAUUAUCGAGGUACCAAGAGUUGCUCAAAUCGGAACGUAACGAGCAUUCGCAGGUGUACGAUGGAAAUAUGGCCCAAAUAAGAACCCUCAAGCAAACGAUCGACGACCUGGAGCAGAAACUUUACGAUAAACAGAAGGAGUGUGACAAUAUCUCAACCCAGCUCAGUGACAUAAAUCGCCUUAAAGCGCUACAGGAAAGCGUUCCGGAAAAGGCCAGACCGAUAGAAGAGGAUGUAACCGUGCCGGAAGCUGGUGCAAUGGUUUACACGGACAAACUAAUUGAAAACAUUUAUGAAAUUGACGAAAAGAAAGAGCGCGAAAUUCAAGAUCUUCAUGUACAGGUGAAAAUGCUGGAAUGUAACGUGCAGGAGCUGGAAAAUGAAAACAAGCGACUGCAGUUACAGCUGCGAGAAGCGAAUGGUCGGGAGAAAAGGAGCGAAAAAUUGCUGCGAGAAAAGGACAUUGAGUUGGCAUCGCUGAACGAUCGGUUAACUAAGGAAGCAAAAGAUUUACGCGAAUUUACUGAAACGAUCGCAAGCGCACAGGAGAUUGAACAGCUAAAGGAAAUGCUUGAAGAGAAGGAUCGGCACAUACAGGAUCUCACGGAAACGCUGUCACAAUUUCAUGAAGAUCAACGCAGCUUUAUGAAUGAUACUUCGCUACAUUCUGCAGAACAGGUGUCCCAGUUGAGUGCGGAUUUGAAUCGCAGUGAGGCUAGCAAUCGGGUGCUGAAGACACAAAUCGAAGCACUGAAAAGGCAGAUCGUUAGCAUACAGCAGCGGGAGAAACAAUCGCGUGAUCUGGUAAAAACGCUGAAAAAUCAACUAAUAAAGCGGCCCGUCAUUGCGAUGAAACCGGAUCGUAUGUCAACUCCGCGGGAAGAUCAACUAGCGCGCCGUGUACAGCUGCUGGAAACCGAACUACUAGAUACGAAAGAUGAGCUACGGAAACAGACAGUGAUAAACGAAAAUCGGCGAGCAAAAACGGCAGCCGAGUUGGAUCUGUGGAACAAACAGAAACGUUGGCAGCAAAUGGCGGAACGGUUAAAGGUGCAGCUGAAGGAGCGGGAAGUGGAGUUGGAAAAGUUAAAAGUUCACUUCAACACUGCCAAAACGACGAUCGCUCGAAUGGAUCGUGAUCGCACGCGGUUAAGUAGUGGCGGUACGGGCGCGAACACUGCUGCUAGUGCAACACUGCUGGACAAUAAGUAUCAACCUUCGGGAUCACCUGACCAGUACUGCAGCACGGAUAGUACGAUUUCGGAGGAUACCAGCACCACGACCACGACACAAAUGUUCACACAAAACAGUAAAGAGAUCAUCGAUGCGCUCAAGAGCCGGAUCGAAUCGCAACAGCGAAGAAUUAUUGCUAUGGAGCUGGAUAGAAAGGGUUCCAAUACGGUUGCGCAUGAGCUGGAAAAGAUGCAAGAGAAGCUAUGCAACAUGGAAGCGCAGAAUGUGCGUCUGGAAGCUAAGACAUUACAGCUUCAGCUCGACAACGACAUGCUGCGACAAAGUGAUGAAUCUGAACGAUUGAAGCGACAGAUCAAACAUCUAGAAGAGUACGUUAUCGCACUAAAGGAAGAGAUCGCUAAAGCAACGGCCGGUUGUCCCGAGUCUAUCAACUUCGAGAAUCUUUGCGUACGAUGUAGUCGACGGAGCGGUCAGAAUGAUCUAGUCGAGCGUAACGCUAAUCUAGAGCAAACCGUACUCACCCUGAAGCGCAUGAUCGAAAAGCUCCGAGUCGAAAACAAACAUCUUAAAGAACACCGCAAUAGGGAACGUGCGGCUAAUGCGGAAUCGCAUAGCAACCCACCGAAUGAAACGAUUGCCAAGGAGCUGUAUGAUCGACUGAAGAGGGAGCACGAAAAACUACAGCAAAAUCUCACGGAGGCUCUCAACAAGGUGUCUGUGCAACAGGUGGAAAUAGAACUUCUGUCGAGCGUUACGUGCACCCGUUGUAAGGUACGAUGCAGUGGAGAAUCGACGGCGGUCGGGACGAAUCGUGACGAGGCGGCUGCGGAUGAAGCGCUAAAAGAUAAGCUGGAGAAGAAAAGUCAGCUGCUGGAAAAGGCGAAAAUUCUUCUCCAACGUGCAGCGGCGAAGGAACGGUAUCUGAAGGAGCAAAUUGAUCUGCUACGGCGUAAAUGUUCCGAUUUGCAGAAUGUACCCGUUAUAGAUGAAAUAAGUGAGUAAGGAAGUAGGAUGUUUCGUUCAAGAUCAAUCGUCUAUUUAUGGUCGUGCUGCGGUUUAGUAAGAGUAGUAAUAAUGUAGGGUAAAACAGAACAAUUUAAAAUCGUGAAAAAAUAUACAUGUCAACAAAACUGA